ACGCCAGCUGGCGGUACAGUUCGUAGUUACGCUUUGCAAUUGUCGCGAUCGUGUUUGUCAUCGCGAGCCCCGAGCGUGCACGCGUCCCGUCGAAAUCUCCGUUUUCCGUUCAUCUUCGUCAUCUCCGCGUCAAGUCACGGUCACGCUCGACGCGAUCUCCUCGCCGCCGAGUUUUUCUCCUCGCGAUCUCUCCGCGCGCGGCUCGCGACGAUCGUCGUGCGAUCGUGGUGCGACCGAAGCAAGAUGGCCGCCGCCGCGGCCGCCGCGUUGCUCGAUGAGCUCAUGGGCAGAAACAGAAACGUUUUGCCCAACGAGAAGCCCAAAGAGCUCAACUGGGAGGACCCCGAGUUUUGCAAGCUGUAUUUGGUAAAGUUCUGUCCUCAUGAUCUAUUUGUUAAUACGAGAGCAGACUUGGGCGCAUGUCCCAAGGUGCACGACGAUGAAGCUAGGGAAUUGUUCGAAAAGGCUCCGUAUUCGUACCGUAAGCAGCAAUACGAGGACGAAUUUAUUAGGUACUGUCAAAGUAUGUUGAACGAAGUGGAGCGAAAAAUCAUCAAGGGAAAGCAACGAUUGGCACUGAUUGGAAGAACAGAAGCGCCGACGUUAACCCCGGCGCAAACGCAAAGGAACGAGGAGCAGAUUGCUUUGUUGACAGAGAAGAUAAAUAAAUUAGUGGAAGAGGCCGAACAGAGUGGAAUUCGAGGUAAUGUGGAGGAAGCGCAGGGCCUAAUGCGUCUUUGCGACCAAUUAAAGGACGAGCGCGAAACCCUAAGGAAAUCCAACGACAAUAGUCACUACAAUCAAACUGCUGAACUAGCGGCCGCGCAGGAGAAACAGAUGGAAGUGUGCGACGUAUGCGGCGCGUUCCUCAUCGUAGGCGACGCCCAGCAACGGAUCGACGAUCAUUUAAUGGGAAAACAGCAUGUGGGUUAUGCAAGAUUGAAGAGCGCUCUUCAAGAAAUUAUGAACAAACGCGAAAAAGCGCGGGACGAAAAGGAGCAGAGAAGGGAGGAAGAGCGGAAACAAAGAGCGCGAGCGAAUGAAGAGCUUGACAGGCGGCGGAGAGAUGGUGACAGAGAUAGAGAUCGCGACAGAGAUAGGGACAAACGUCGAAGCAGGCGAAUGGACGAUGAUAAAAAUCGUCACGACUCUAGCAGUCACAGAAAUUCUGGACACAGAAGUAGAAGUAGAUCGCGAGAAAGACAUCAUCGGGACGAAGAUAAUUAUCGACGUCAUAGUCGAGAUAAAGCGAUGAUUAUAGGAAAUCGGGAUCAUCGGAGUUCCAGCCAUCAGAAUCGUCGCCGACACCGCUCGCGAAGCCGAAGUCACAAGUAACUUCUCUUGAUUGGUUAGUGAGUGAGAAAUGAGCCAGGUAUGCACUAAACAAUAUAACCAUAUUCGUCUCAAUUACUGUACAGGUACUAUCUCGAUCCAGGUGAGUUGCCAUUCCGAUGCACAUAAUACAUAUACAUGAUAAUAUAAUCUGUGAUGUUUGAAGCACCGCGUAAGAGUCACAGCAAGUGUUCAUUUCACACUCUUUCUCUCUCUCUCUUUCUCCGUGAAACAAACAUCUUUCUUCCCCUCUCUCUGAUUUUCUGCUAGAAUAGUCGAACGUUAUAAAACUAUUUGCCAUAUUCUUUCAUUAUCUUUAAGAUCAGAAUUCGAAUAGUGGUGAAUGAAUAUUGGAUAAUAGCAAUCGAAAAAUAAUAGGUACACUUAUCACUGUGCAAUGCCUCUGCAAAGACACAAAAGGUUACAACAAUUAAUAAUUUACAAUAAUUAAUAAUUUAAUGAUUAAUUUUUUAAUCGAGAAAAUUGAAUUUACAUUUGUUCGCUUAGUCAUAUAAAAAUUUCUUUAAUUAAUCUCAUGUCUCAUGUCAGACGAUCGCGCAAUUUUUUUAUGAUUGAUAAUUAAUAUCAAUCAUGCUAUUAUCGCAAUUUUGUCUCGAAAAGAAUUAAGAUUUCAAAAUAAAUCUAAAUUCAAUUUCCUCGACUCUAUAAAUCUUAAUUUCCUAAAAAACAGCAAUAAUUAAGAAAUUUUGAAACAAUCUAAAGAAUAUUGCAUAGAACUUGGAGAAAGAGAAAAUUGGAUUUAUUUUUUCAACUUUAAUUUUUUUGCAUUAAAUAAAAAAGGAAUCAAUAGAAAAUGUGAAAAAUUCUUUAAUCGCGUCAUGCAGAAAUCAAAUUUGCCUUCUAUAUGUAAUUCCGAUUAUUUUCUGUGGAGCAAGCUGGGAGAAGGUAUAUCCUAUGGCUUGCUUUCGUCGAUCAUAAUUCUGUAUUCGAAGAAAAACGGCAGAAGAGCGUAAGUCCAAGAACUCGUUUUUUUCCAGGAGAAGCCCGCAAAGAUUCCGGAAUUGUGGAUGCGCGCAUAUUCAAGAUGAAUUAAAUAUAAGUGUGAAUAAAUGCAAUCAGGUUGACUCAUCUAAGAUGACAUAUAUACAUAAAAUCAAAUUCGAGAACUUUCCUCUUUCGGAAACGUUUCGGGGCGUUUUCCGUUAAGUACUCAUGAAAGGAAACGUCACACGUAUUUCCGUUAUAUGAAAAAAAAACAAAGCCGAUAGAAUUGGACUUACUCCCUUCCGCAUCUCUGGUACAGAAUUGUCUUCGUUGAAAAAAAAUGUUAAAGUUUGCGCGAUAAGAGAGAAGGGGAAGGGAAGGGAGAGAGAGAGAAAAGAGAAGAAAUUUAGCGCCGUGGGGGGGACACAGUUCUCUCUUAGUGCCCGCUUCAUAGAGCUUCGUCCACUACUGCGAAUGCAGUUGGAGCGCGCACAACUGCGAGUACGCCCUGCAAACGUGUGUGACUGUGACUAUACGAACCUCUAGCUUCCAUGUGCCACGCAAUUGACGAGGUAUUUAUGCCGGAAUG
Messenger RNA from Camponotus floridanus (Florida carpenter ant), 2866 nucleotides. Its product is annotated as luc7-like protein 3. Lineage: Eukaryota; Metazoa; Arthropoda; Insecta; Hymenoptera; Formicidae. The transcript is spliced from 8 exons. Gene Ontology annotation, cellular component: U2-type prespliceosome; U1 snRNP. Gene Ontology annotation, molecular function: mRNA binding. Gene Ontology annotation, biological process: mRNA splice site recognition. The record is from RefSeq and is a predicted model, not a curated record. The coding region runs from base 244 to 1335 and encodes 363 amino acids.